Perognathus longimembris pacificus (Pacific pocket mouse) is the source of this 13697-nucleotide messenger RNA. It is a transcript of the gene Apob, whose product is annotated as apolipoprotein B. Gene Ontology annotation, molecular function: cholesterol transfer activity; low-density lipoprotein particle receptor binding. The record is from RefSeq and is a predicted model, not a curated record. The transcript is spliced from 29 exons. The coding region runs from base 1 to 13692 and encodes 4563 amino acids. Gene Ontology annotation, biological process: cholesterol transport; lipoprotein transport; triglyceride mobilization. Gene Ontology annotation, cellular component: mature chylomicron; very-low-density lipoprotein particle; low-density lipoprotein particle. NCBI's taxonomy places the organism in Eukaryota, Metazoa, Chordata, Mammalia, Rodentia, Heteromyidae.
AUGGCCCCCACAAGGCCUGCGGCCCCCCUGUUGCUGCUGCUGCUGCUGCUGCUGGACACCGGCACCCAGGCCCAGGAUGAAGGCCUGGAAAGCGUCCUCCCGGGCUGUCCAAGAGAUGCAACUCGAUUCAAGCACCUACGGAAAUACAUGUACAACUAUGAGGCUGAGAGUUCCAGUGGCAUCCCAGGGACCCGGGAUGUGCAAAGCACCACCAAGAUCAACUGCAAGGUGGAGCUAGAGGUCCCCCAGCUCUGCAGUUUCGUCCUGAGAGCCAGCCAGUGCUCCCUGGAGGAGCUGCGUGUCUUCAGCCCCGAGGGCAGGGCCCUGCUGAAGAAGACGAAGAAUUCUGAGGAGUUUGCGGCUGCCAUGUCUAGGUACGAGCUCAAGCUGGCUAUUUCUGAGGGGAAGCAAGUUGUCCUUUACCCAGAGAAGGAUGAACCUAAACAUAUCCUGAAUAUCAAGCGAGGCAUCAUCUCUGCCCUCCUGGCUCCCCCGGAGACAGAAGAGGACCAACAAGUGUUGUUUCUGGACACCGUAUAUGGAAACUGCUCCACUGAGGUCACUGUGAAGACCAGGCAGGGGAACGUGGCCACGGCGAUAUCCACGGAGCGGAACCUGCAGCAGUGCGAUGGCUUCCAGCCCAUCCGCAUGGGCGUCAGCCCCCUUGCCCUCAUCAAAGGCCUGGCCCGCCCCUUGUCAACUCUCAUCAGCAGCAACCAGUCCUGCCAGUACACCCUAGACUCCAAGAGAAAGCAUGUGUCAGAAGCCACCUGCAAGGAGCAGCAUCUGUUCCUGCCUUUCUCCCACAAGAAUAAGUAUGGGAUGGUGGCGCAUGUCACACAGACAUUGAGACUUGCAGACACUCCUAUGAUCAACAGCCGCUUCUUUGAAGGAGGUGCUGAGCGGGUCGGGCUGGCCUUCGAGAGUACCAAGUCCACAUCUCUACCGAAGCAAGCAGAGGCUGUUUUGAAGACCCUCCAGGAGCUGACAAAACUGUCCGUCUCUGAGCAGAACAUCAAGAGAGCAACUCUCUUCAAUAAACUGGUUAUGGAGCUGAGAGGCCUCAGCGACGAGGUGGUCACAAACCUCUUGCCCCAGCUGAUUGAGGUGUCCAGCCCCAUCACCCUGCAAGCCUUGGUGCAGUGCGGACAGCCCCAGUGUUACACUCACAUCCUCCAGUGGCUGCGGAGCGAGAAAGCUCACCCGCUCCUGAUAGAUGUCGUCACCUACCUGGUGGCCCUGAUCCCAGAACCCUCAGCGCAGAGGCUACGAGAAGUCUUUAACACUGCUAAGGAGCAGCAGAGCCGGGUCACACUAUAUGCCCUGAGCCACGUGGUCAACAACUAUCAUAAGAUAAACCAGGCGCUGACCCAGGACCUGCAGGACAUUGCUAACUACCUGUUGGAACAGAUUCGCAAUGAGUGCAUGGGAGAUGAAGAGCACACCUACUUGAUUCUGAGGAUCAUUGGAAAUAUGGGCAGCACCAUGGAAAAGGUAAUGCCAAGUCUCAAGUCUUCUGUCCUGAAAUGCAUCAGAAGCACAAAGCCAUCGCUGCUGAUUCAGAAAGCUGCCAUCCAGGCCCUCAGAAAGAUGGAACUUGAUGAAGAGGUGCGAAGGAUCCUUCUCCAGACUUUUGUCAACAGCACUGCUCCAGUGGAGAAGCGAGUGGCUGCCUAUCUCAUGCUAAUGAGGCAGCCCUCCUCCUCAGAUAUUAACAAAAUAGCCCAGCUUCUGCCAUGGGAACACAAUGAACACGUGAAGAACUUUGUGGCUUCUCAUAUCGCCAACAUCUUGAAGUCAGAAGAACUGCAGACUGAAGGUCUGAAAAAUUUACUGACAGAAGCUCUGAAGGAAUCUCAACUUCCAACAGUCAUGGAUUUCAUAAGCUUUUCCCGAAACUAUCACUUUUCCAAAUCCGUUUCUCUCCCAUCGCUUGACCCAGUCUCUGCCAAAAUUGAAGGGAAUCUAAUAUUUGACCCAAAUAACUACCUUCCUAAAGAAACCAUGCUGAAAACAACUCUCACUGCGUUUGGAUGCGAUGCAGCUGACCUCUUUGAGAUUGGCUUAGAAGGAAAAGGAUUUGAGCCAACACUAGAAGCUCUUUUUGGGAAGCAAGGAUUUUUCCCAGACAGUGUCAACAAGGCUUUGUACUGGGUCAAUGGUCAAGUUCCUGAUCACGUUUCCAAGGUCUUGAUGGACCACUUUGGCUAUACAAAAGAUGACAAACAUGAGCAGGACAUGGUUAAAGGCAUUAUGCCCAUUGUUGACAAGUUGAUCAACGAGUUGAAAUCCAAUGAAAUCCCACAAGCCAGAGCCUACCUCCGGAUCUUGGGAGAAGAGCUUGGCUUUGUCAGGCUCCAAGACUUCCAGCUCCUGGGAAGGCUGCUGCUGAAUGGUGCUCGCGCUCUACAGGGAAUCCCCCAAAUGAUUGGAAAGGCCAUGAGGGAAGGCUCAAAGAGUGACUUGUUUCUUCACUAUAUCUUCAUGGACAACGCCUUUGAGCUCCCCACGGGAGUAGGGCUGCCGCUGCAAAUGUCCUUAUCUGGAGUCAUCACGCCGGGGACAAAGGCUGAAGUAAAGCUGGAAUUAGCCAAGAUGCAGGCUGAGCUGGUAGCAAAGCCCUCUGUAUCUGUGGAGUUUGUAACAAAUAUGGGCAUCACCAUCCCGGACUUUGCUAGGAGUGGCAUCCAAAUGAAUACCAACUUCUUCCAUGAGUCAGGCCUGGAGGCACGCAUGGCUCUGAAAGCUGGGCAGCUGAAGUUUGUCAUUCCCUCUCCCAAGCGGCCCGUCAAGCUGUUCAGCGGCAGCAACACCCUGCAUUUGGUCUCUACCACCAAAAUGGAAGCAAUCCCACCUCUCGGUGUGAACAGACAGACCUGGUCAACUUGCAAGCCUUUCUUCCCUGGCCUGAACUACUGCACCACAGCCGCUUACUCCAGUGACAGCUCCACGGAGUCGGCUUCCUACUGCCCACUGACAGGGGACACCAGGUACGAGUUGGAACUGCAGCCUUCGGGCGAGGUAGAGCAAUAUGUGGCCAGUGCAACCUAUGAACUCCAGACACAGGCAAAAGGCCUGGUGGACACACUGAAGUUUGUAAUGCAGACAGAAGGUGUGAAGCAGACUGAGGCUGUGAUGUUGUUCAAAUACAACAGGCGGAGUCGGACUUUAUCCAGUGAAGUCCAAAUUCCAGAUUUUGACGUUGACCUUGGGACAAUCCUCAGAGUCAGUGAUGAAUCUGCUGAGGACAAAAAGUCUUACAAACUCACACUGGACAUUCAGAACAAGAAAAUCACUGAAGUUGCUCUCACAGGCCAUGUAAGUUAUGACAGGAAGGGAGAAGGCAAAAUCAAAGGCGUCAUUUCCAUACCCCGUUGGCAAGCAGAAGCCAGGAGUGAGGUCCACACUCACUGGUCCUCCACCAAGCUGUUUCUCCGAAUGGACUCCUCUGCGACAGCUUAUGGCUCAACCAUUUCCAAGAAGGUGGCAUGGCGUUACGAUGGUGAGAAGCUUGAAUUUGACUGGAAUACAGGCACCAACGUGGACACCAGAAAAGUAGCUUCCCAUUUCCCUGUGAAUCUCUCUGAUUACCCUAGAAGCGUGCAACACUAUGCCAAUCGUCUCUUGGAUCACAGGAUCCCUGAAACAGACGUGACUUUCCGACACAUGGGUUCCAAAAUAAUGGUUGCAACAAGCACAUGGCUUCAGAUGGCAUCACGGACUCUUCCUUAUGCCCAGACCUUGCAGAAUCACCUCAGCGACUUAACAGAGUUGAGCUUCCAGAAAAUGGGGCUGCCAGACUUCCACAUCCCAGACAACCUCUUCUUUAAAAGUGAUGGCCGGGUAAAGUACACCUUGAAUCAGAACACUGUGAAACUUGAGAUUCCUUUGCCUUUGGGUGGUAAAUCUUCCAAAGAUCUAAAGAUGCUAGAAACCAUCAGGAUACCAGCCAUCAGCUUCAAGUCUGUGGGAAUCCACCUGCCAUCUCAACAGUUCCAAGUCCCCACCUUUACAAUCCCUGAGUUGUACCAACUGCAGCUGCCACUCUUGGGUGUUCUAGACCUCUCCACGAAUGUCUACAGCAACUUGUACAACUGGUCUGCUUCCUAUACUGGUGGCAACACCAGCAGAGAGUACUUCAGUCUUAGGGCUCGGUAUCAUAUGAAAGCUGAUUCUGUAGUUGACCUGCUUUCCUACAGUGUACAAGGAUCUGGAGAAACAACGUAUGACUACAGGAAUACAUUCACAUUGUCAAGUGAUGGGUCUCUACGCCACAAAUUUCUAGAUUCAAAUGUCAAAUUCAGUCAUGUAGAAAAACUUGGAAACAACCCAGCCUCUAAAGGUUUACUAACAUUCGAUGCGUCUGGUGCCUGGGAAUCAAAGAUGUCUGCUUCGGCCCAUUGGGACAGCAAGAAGAAACAACAUUUGUAUGUUAAAGAUGUCAAGGUUGAUGGGCAGUUUAGAGCCUCUUCGUUCUAUGCCACAGGUGAACAGAGCCUGACUUUUCAGAAGGAUUCUAACACUGGCCAGCUGAGUGGAGAGUCCAACUUGAGGUUUAACUCCUCCUACCUCCAGGGCACCAACCAGAUAAAGGGACAGUACCAGGAUGGCAUCCUCUCCCUGGCCUCCACCUCUGAUCUGCAAGAUGGCAUCUUCAAGAACACUGCUUCCCUGAAAUAUGAGCAGUAUGAGCUGACUCUGAAAUCUGACAGCAAUGGAGAGUAUGAGAACUUUGUCACUUCUCACAAGCUGGAUCUGACCUUCUCGAAACAAAAUGCAUUGUUACGUUCCGAGUCUCAGGCUGAUUACAAGUCCUUGAGAUUCUUCACCCUGCUUUCUGGAUCACUAAAUUCCCAUGGUGUCGAAUUAAAUGCUGAUAUCCUUGGCACUGACAAAAUAAAUAGUGGCGCUCACAAGGCAACACUAAAGAUUGCACGGGAUGGGUUAUCUACCAGUGCAACAACCAACCUAAAAUACAGUCCUCUAUUGCUGGAGAAUGAGCUGAAUGCAAACCUCGGCCGCUCUGGGGCAUCCAUGAAAUUAACAACCAAUGGCCGCUUCAGGGAGCACAAUGCAAAAUUCAUCCUAGAUGGAAAAGCUGCCCUCACAGAGGUCUCAUUGGGAAGUGUUUAUCAGGCCAUGAUUCUGGGUAUGGACGGUAAAAAUGUUUUCAACUUCAAAAUCAGCCAAGAAGGACUAAAGCUUUCAAAUGACAUGAGGGGCUCCUAUGCUGGGAUGAAACUUGACCAUGCAAACAGUUUGAAGAUGGUAGGCCUGUCCUUGGACAUCUCUUCAAAACUCGAUAACGUUUAUAGCUCCGACAAGUUUUAUAAGCAAAAUUUUAACCUGCAUCUGGAGCCCUAUGCUCUUGUAACGACUCUAAACAAUGACCUGAAAUACGAUGUUCUAGAAUGGAACAGCAAUGGGAAGUUACGGCUGGAACCCUUGAAACUCAAUGUGGGAGGGAACCUAAAAGGAGCCUACCGAAACAACGAAAUCAAACACAUCUAUACCUUUUCUUACGCCGACUUAUCGGCAAGCUACCAAGCAGAUACUGUAGCUAGAGUUCAAGGCGCAGAGUUCAGCCAUCGGUUCAAUACGGACAUUGCUGGACUGGCUUCCACUGUUGACAUCAGUACAACCUAUAAUUCAGACUCACUGCAUUUCAGCAACAUUGUCCAUUCUGCUAUAGCCCCAUUUACCCUGGCCACUGACAUACACACAAAUGCCAAUGGGAUUCUGACUCUCUGGGGAGAACACACCGGGCAGCUUUACAGCAAAUUCCUGUUGAAAGCAGAACCUCUGGCUCUUACUUUCGCUCAUGAUUACAAAGGGUCUACCACUCACCAUUUCAUGUCCAGGAAAAUCAUCAGCACAGCUCUUGAUCACAAAGUGAGCGCCCUGCUUACUCCAGCUGAGCAGAUGAGCACCUGGAAAUUCAAGACCCAAAUCAAUGAUAAUCAGUACAGCCAGGACUUUGAAGCUUACAAUACUAAAGAAAAACUCGGCCUGGAGUUUACUGGGCAAGCCCUGACUGACGUCUCCAUGCUGGGCUCCCCAAUUAAAGUGCCAUUUUUACUCAGCGAGCCUGUCAAUGUCCUGAACUCCUUAGAGAUGAAGGAUGCUGCUGACAAGCCCCAAGAAUUUACAAUUGUUGCUUUCAUAAAGUAUGAUAAGAACCAAGAUGUUCACACUAUCAGCCUCCCAUUCUUGGACAUCUUGCCAGACUAUUUGGAAAGAAAUCGAAAAGCCAUUAUAGCUGUGCUGGAAAGCAUACAGAAAGAAUUGAAAAGCAUCAAUAUUGACCAAGUUGUAAGAAAAUACAGAGCAUCCCUGGGAAGCCUCCCACAGCAAGUUAAUGAUUAUCUGAAUGAUUUCAAUUGGGAGAGACAGGUUUCCAGUGCCAAAGAGACACUAACCACUUUCACAGAAAAUUAUGGAAUUACAGAAAAUGAUAUACAAGUUGCAUUGGAUAAUGCCAAAAUCAAUAUUAAUGAAAAACUCUCUGAACUUCAGACAUAUGUGAUUCAAUUUGAUCAGUAUAUUAAAGAUAAUUAUGAUCUACAUGAUUUUAAGAUAGCUAUUGCUAAGAUUAUUGAUCAAAUCCUUGAAAAAUUAAAAAUUCUUGAUGAACGUUAUCAUAUCCGUGUAAAUUUAGCAAAGACAAUCCAUGAUGUGCAUUUGUUUAUUGAAAACAUUGAUUUUAACAAAAUUGGAAGUAGUACUGCAUCUUGGAUUCAAAAUGUGGAUACCAAGUACCAAAUCAGAAUCCAUAUACAAGAAAAAUUACAGCAGCUCAGGAUACAGAUUCAGAAUAUAGACAUCCAGCAGCUUUCUGCAAAGUUAAAUCAGCAGAUUGAAGCUGCUGAUGUCAGACUGCUUUUAGAUCAGUUGAGAACUACAAUUGAAUUUCAAAGAAUAAAUGACAUUAUUGAGCAUGUCAAAUACUUUGUUAUGAAUUUUAUUGAUACGCUUGAAGUAACUGAUAAAAUCAAUUCUUUCAGAGCCAUACUCCAUGAGUUCCUUAAGAAAUAUGAAGCAGACCUAGAAAUCCAGACUUUAGUGGAUAAAUUAGUACAUCUGGCCCACCAAUAUAAGCUGACGGAGACUGUUCAGAAACUAAGCAAUGUCCUGCUACAAGUGGAGAUAAAAGAUUACUAUGAGAAAUUGGGUGGGUUUACUGAUGAUGCUAUGAAGCAGCUUAAAGCACUGUCUUUUAAAAAAUUCAUUGAAGAAGUAAACAGAUUGCUUGACCUGUUGGUAAAGAAAUUGAAAUCAUUUAAUUACCACCAGUUUGUAGAUGACACCAACAAUAGAAUCCGUGAAGUGACUCAGAGAAUCAAUAGUGAAAUUCAGGGGCUGGAACUACAACAGAAAGCGGAAGCACUAAAGCAGUUCAUAGAGGGCAUCACAGCCAUGGUAUCUGACUGUCUAGAAAGAAUAAAGAACACCAGAGUAUCUAUGCUCAUUGAUUGGUUUCUGGAUGCAGUGAAUCUCAUGAAAGAUUAUUUCCAAGACACUCUAGAAGAUGUACGAGACCGACUUUAUCAAAUAAACAUCCAGUGGGAAAUUGAGCGCUACCUGUCCCUGGUAAGCCAAGUUUAUAAUACACUGGUCAUUUACAUUUCUGACUGGUGGGUGCUUGCUGCUAAGAACCUUACUGACUUUGCAGAACAAUAUUCUAUCCAAGACUGGGCUGAAAAUGUGAAAGCAUUGGUGGAACACGGCUUCCUCAUACCUGAAAUCCAGACCUUCCUGGGGACCAUGCCUGCCUUUAAGGUCAGUCUUCGUGCUUUUCAGGAAGCUACUUUCCCGACUCCUGACUUCAUCAUCCCCUUCACAGAUCUGAGGGUUCCAUCAGUGCGGAUAAAUUUCAAAGAGUUGAGAGAUAUCAAAAUUCCAUCUAGGUUUGCAACACCUGAGUUUACUAUCUUCAAUACCUUCCAUAUUCCUUCCUUUACAAUUGACUUGGAAGAAAUUAAAGUCAAAUUCAUGAAAGCCAUUGACCAAAUGCUGGGCAGUGAAAUACGGUGGCCAAUGUCAGACAUGUACCUGAGAGACCUGAUGAUGGGGGACAUCUCUCUUACUGGACUUACUCUGCCAGACUUCCACGUCCCAGCAAUUACAAUUCCAGAACUCAUAAUCCCAAAUCUCAGCCUGAAAGAUUUCCAAGUGGCCGACCUUCACAUACCAGAAUUCCAGCUUCCCCACAUCUCCAACACAGUCGCCAUACCUGCUUUUGGAAAGCUGAAUGGCAUUUUGAAAAUCCAGUCUCCCUUUUUCUCAUUAGAUGCAAAUGCUGACAUACAGAAUGUAACUGUUUCAGAGAACGCAGCAGAGAUCACAGCUUCCAUCACUGCCAAAGGACAGUCCAAAUUAGAAGCUCUCAAUUUCGACUUUCAAGCAAAGGCACAACUGUUAGAGCCCAAGAUUAACCCACUGGCCCUCAAGGAGUCUAUGAGCUUCUCUAGCAAAUACCUCAGAAUGGAGCAUGAGAGUAAAAUGCUGUUUCACAGAAAUUCCAUUGAGGGAAAAUCAGACACGGUGGCAAGCUUACACACAGAAAAAAACACACUGGAGUUUAACAAUAGUGUGAUUCUCCAGAUAAACAAUCAGCUUGCCCUGGACAGCCACACAAAAUACUUUCACAAACUGAACAUCCCCAAGUUUGACUUCUCCAGUAAGGCCGAGCUGCUCCAUGAAAUGAAGACCCUCGUGGGAGCUGGAGACUUAGCAUGGACUUCAUCUGGGUCAGGCUCAUGGAAAUGGUCCUGUCCCAACUUCUCAGAUGAAGGAACACACGAAUCACAAGGCAGCCUCACUGUGAAAGGGCCCAUUGCUUCCUUUGGAUUGUCCAAUAAGAUCAACAGCAAACACCUAAGAGUAAUCCAAAACCUGACUUCUGAAUCUGGCCUCUUUGACUUUUUAAACUUUGAAGCGCAGUCAGAAGUUGAAUCCCAGCAUGUGGGCCACAGCGUUCUAACCGCUAGAGGCAAGGCAUCACUGGGGGAAAGAACUGCGGAGAUCAUCGGGAACCACCGUGCUCAUUUACAUGGAAAAAUCAUUGGAACUUUGAAAAAUUCUCUUUUCUUUUCUGCACAGCCAUUUCAGAUGACAGCAUCUACAAAUAAUGAAGGCAAUUUGAAAGUUAGUUUUCCCUUAAAGUUGACAGGGAAGAUAGACUUCCUGAAUAACUACGCACUGGUCCUGAGCCCUCACGCCCAGCUAACAAGCUGGCAAGCAAGUGCCAGAUUCAAUCAGUACAAGUACAACCAAAACUUCUCAGCUACCAACAAUGAGAACAGCAUCGAGGCCCGCGUAGGGAUCAAUGGAGAUGCCAACCUGGAUUUCUUAAACAUUCCUUUAACAAUUCCUGAAGUGAAGCUUCCUUACACAGCACUCACAACUCCUGCACUGAAAGAUUUCUCCAUAUGGGAACAAACAGGCUUGAAGAAAUUCUUCAAAACAACAAAGCAAUCAUUUGAUUUAAGCAUGAACACUCAGUAUAAGAAAAACAAAGACAAGCAUUCCAUCGCAAUUCCUUUGGGUGCAUUUUUUGAGUUUAUCAAUCAGAAGAUCCAUGUGAUGAACAGGCAUUUUGAAAACGUCAGAGACAAUGCAUUGCAUUUUCUUACCACAUCAUAUACUGAAGCAAAAAUCAAGUCUGACAGGUAUGAAGCUGAAAACACCCUCAGCAAGUCCCCCCGGACCUUUCAAAUUCCUGGAUACACCAUCCCAGUUGCCAACAUUGAAGUAUCUCCAUUCACAGUAGAGACCUUGGCCUCCAGCCCUAUGAUCCCCAAAGCCAUCAGCACACCCAGUUUCACCAUCCCGGGUACUCGUUUCUCCAUGCCUUCAUAUACAUUAGCUCUGCAGUCCCUACAGCUACCAAUCCUUCAUGUCCCUAAAAGCCUACUCAAGCUAUAUCUCCCAGAUUUCAAGGAACUGAGUACCAUAAACAAUAUUUUUAUUCCAGCCAUGGGCAAUAUUACCUAUGACUUUUCCUUUAAAUCAAGUUUUAUGACACUGAACACCAAUGCUGGGCUUUAUAACCAGUCAGAUAUUGUUGCCCAUUUCCUUUCUUCCUCUUCGUUUGUCAUUGAUGCCCUGCAAUAUAAACUAGAAGGCACUUCAAGUCUGACGAGGAAAAGAGGACUGAAGUUAGCCACAGCUCUGUCCCUGAAUAACAAAUAUGUGGAGGGAAGUCAUGACAGCACCAUUAGCUUAACCAAGAAAAACAUGGAGGCAUCGGUGACAACAAAUGCAAAAGUCCACUUUCCAAUUCUCAGAAUGAACUUCAAGCAAGAACUCAAUGGAAAUACCAAGUCAAAACCUACCAUCUCUUCAUCCAUUGAACUAAAAUAUGACUUCAGUUCCUCCAAGCUGGACUCCACCGCAAAAGGGGCACUAGACCACAAGCUCAUCUUAGAAAGCCUUACUUCUUACUUUGCCAUUGAAUCAUCUACCAAAGGGGAUGUCAAGGGUUCCAUCCUCUCACAGGAAUAUUCUGGAACUGUUGCCAGUGAAGCUAGCACUUACCUAAAUUCCAAAGGCAGUCGAUCUUCAGUGAAGUUACAAGGGGCUUCCAAAGUUCAUGGCAUCUGGAAUCUUGAAGUAAAAGAAAAUUUUGCUGGCGAAGCCACGCUCAGACGCAUAUACACCAUCUGGGAACACACCACAAAGAACCACUUACAGCUAAAGAGCCUCUUUUUCACGAGUGGAGAGCAUACAAGCAAAGCCACGCUGGAACUUUCCCCAUGGACAAUGUCAGCCCUUGUCCAGCUUCGCUCAAGUCAACCCAGUUCUCUCCUUGAUAUCGCUCACUUUGGCCAAGAAGUGGUUCUGAAUGCUGACACUAAGAACCAGAAGGUGAGCUGGAAAAGUGAAGUCCAAGUUCAUUGUGGGUCACUCCAGAACAACGUACAGCUUUCCAAUGACCAAGAAGAGGCUCGCCUUGACAUGGCAGGAUCCUUAGAAGGAAGCCUAGGGUAUCUCAAAAACAUCAUCCUUCCAGUGUAUGACAAGAGCUUACUGGACCUCCUGAAGCUAAAUCUAACUCCCCAAACUGGCAAGAAACAGUAUCUUCAUGCUUCAACUUCACUUGUUUACACCAAAAACCGCAAUGGCCAUCUUUUCUCUAUCCCUGUGCAGGAACUAGCUGAUAAAUUCAUUAUCCCAGGACUGAAACUUAAUUAUCUAAACUCAGAUCUUGUUACCCCUAUGUUUCAAGUCCCAUUCACAGAUCUUAAGGUUCCAUCCUACAAAUUUGACUUUAGUGGAAUCGAAAUCUAUAAGAAGUUAAGUACUUCACCGUUUGCUCUCAACCUACCAAUGCUCCCCAAAGUAAAAUUCCCCAAGGUUGAUGUGAUAACAAAAUAUUCUGAAUCAGAAGAUUCCUCAACUCCAUAUUUUGAGAUAACUGUGCCUGAAGCUCAAUUAACUGUGUCCAAGUUCACGCUUCCAAGAAGUCUUUCACUUGGCAGUUCUGUUUGGGAUCUAAAUGAUGUGGCCAAUAAGAUUGCUGAUUUUGAGUUUCCUACCAUCACCAUGCCUGAUCAAACUAUCGAGAUUCCUUCCUUCAAAUUCUCAGUACCUGCAGGAAUCUUUGUUCCACUCUUUGGUGCACUGACUGCAAGUUUUGGGGUGACCUCUCCCCUAUAUAAUGCCACUUGGAGUGCUGGUUUGAAAAACAAAGCAGAUCAUGUUGAAACCUUCCUGGAUUCCACGUGCAGUUCAACAUUACAGUUCCUAGAAUAUGACCUAAAUGUCGUGGGAGCACACAGUCUUGAAGAUGGUGCAUUUAUCUCUAAAACCAAAGGCACAUUUGCACAUCGUGAUUUCAGUGCAGACUAUUACGAAGAUGUCAGAUACGAAGGACUUCGGACCGCACAGGAAGAGGUUCGCCUUGACAUCGCCAGUCCAGCAUUCACUGAUCUGCGCCUGUACUACCAAGGAAAUGAGAAGGGACUGUUCCUCUCCGUAGCAUCCCAAGCCGUUGGCUCUGUGGGUCUGGACAUGAGGGUGGCAAAUGAGAGUGUUAAGUGGGAUGUCUACUUCCACCCUCAGUCUUCCCCAGAUAAAAAACUCAACAUACUCAAAACUGAGUGGAUACACCCGAAAUCUGGUAAUGAAGAUGAGAUCAAGUUUAAUUGGGAAGAAGAGGCUGUCUCCAUCCUGCUAAGUUCUCUAAAGGACAACGUACCCAAAGCUAGAGAAGCUUUUUAUGACUAUGUCAACAAGUACCACCAGGAGUACACAGGACUCAGCCUGGAAGAGGCUUCAACAAGGCUGAAAAGAAGUGUUCAGAAUAAUGCCCAGUGGUCCUACCAGGGGGCCAUGAGGCAAAUUGAUGAAGUGGGUAUGGGAUUGUGGACAGCAGCCAAUGGCACCACAAGAACCUUCCAGGAGUGGAAGGACAAGGCCCAGAACCUUUACCAGGAAGUGUUGGCGGAGGAGGGCCAAAGCACUUUCCACAGAUGUAAGGAUAAAAUGUUUGACAGCUUAACACAAAUCAUUCGGCAGUACAGUAUGGCAGUCAAACAUCUAUUUGACUCAGUCAUUCACUUCAUGAAGUUGAGAUCCCAGCUCCCAGGGCAAACUGGGAUAUAUACUAAUGAUGAGCUCUGCACUAUGGUUAUCAGGAAAGCAGGAGUGCUACUGUCCCAAGUAUAUUCAAACAUCCAUAAUGGCUUAGAAAACCUGCUUUCUUAUGCCCAAAACCUGGUGGAGAAAUCCGAUUUAAUCAAAGACUUAAAGAUUAAAGGUCCUUCAUAUUCAAGGAGCUACAAACUAAUUGAUAUAAUUGCUGAUACUAGGAAACAGUUGGUCUCUAUGUCACAAUCAGUUCAGAAAACAUUUAAUGAUCUUCAGUCUGUCAAGUCUAUAGAGAUCUUAAGGACGCUUCAGGUCCUUUUACAAGAAGUUUUCCAAAAUACAGAAAAGGAAAUUAAAUACUUAAGGGAGACCACAUUAACUAAUUUCUUUAAUUACAAUAAUAUGACCUUCAGGGGAUAUAUUCAAUAUAGCUUUAGAUUCUUGAAGAAAAACCUAUACCUUGACUUCAUUAAGUUCAAUGAAUUUGUUCAAAGCAAUCUCCAACAAGCUUCUCAAGAAUUACAGCUAUUGCAUCAGCAAAUAAAGGCUCUUCGUGAAGAAUAUUUUGAUCCAAGCAUAAUUGGUCAAGCAGUAAAAUAUUAUGAACUUGAAGAAAAGUUCAUUGACCUGAUCAAGUAUAUUGCAGAUACCUUUACAGACUUCUAUUACACAUAUACUGUCACCGUGACUCACUUUGCUUCUCAAUUCUCAAUUCAAGUUGAGGAGUUUAUGCUCAGAGAGACCCAAGAAUAUCUUAGCAUCCUUGCAGAUGUCGAUGGAAAAGGGAAAGAGAAGAUUGAAGAGCUUUACAACACUGCUCAGGAAAUAAUCAAAAGCUGGUUCCUUGCAAUAAAGGAAAUCAUUUCUGAUUACCACAAGCAGCUCAGACCUACACUGCAGGGGUUUUCAAACCAACUCUCUGAUUACCAUGAAAAAUUCAUUGCUGAGUCCAAAAGAUUGAUUGACCUGUCCAUUCAAAGCUACAACAUGGUCUUAAGCUACAUCAUUGAAUUACUGGAAAAGUUACGGUCAGCCACAGUCAGUGAUGUGAGCCCCUACAUAAGCCUUGUUCCAGGAGAACUGACAAUCAUUUACUAAUUUUU